UUACGCACAGCUGUAACAGCUACAGUAUGAGCGCUCAAGGGAGACCGCGCAAAGUCCAGGGCGAGGGUCCAGGCGCAUCCGGAGCUAAAAGUCUUAAUGCUACACGGAAGAAGAGCGAGCAGAAAAACGAGGAGCAGAAGACAACGGACGCCAAAGCGAACUCCAAGUCAAAGAUCCAUGUAAAGAGCCAUCCAAGUCAAGAAGUCUGUGCGAGGAAACCAAGUUGUGAAUCUCCAGAAGAGCAACAAACACCCAAACAAACAAGAAGUGAAGAGAAGAAAGUAGCUCCCCGGAGCUCAACGAAGAAAGGCAGCAGUAUCGAGGAGAAUCCGAACAAAGAGCUCCAGAGUGCUCCUAAAAAAGUACAAAAAAGCCAGAGUGUGGAGUCAGAAAGUCAAAAAGGCACCCGUCUGAAAAAAUCCGCCAAGGAUGCCAAGUGUGUGGAAGAGACUGAAGCGCCCCAAACUGCAAAAGGUACCGAAAAUCCCUAUAAAGUACUAAUGGCUGCUCUUGAAAAGUUAAAGGUGAAGAAAAACGAGAGAUCGGAAUCAGCCAAAUGCGUCAAUGAGAUACUGACUAAAAUAAUCGAGCAUCUGAAACGGCACCUGGACUGGGGCAAAGAUAUCAGGGUUCUGAAGACAGGAAGCUACUAUGAAAACCUUAAAAUAUGCCAUCCUGACGAGUUUGAUGCUAUGAUGACUGUUUCUGUGGAGAGGGUGAAACUUCAGCCUUUUUCAGAAGACGGGGCCUUCUAUAGUGUAGAAAUGAAACGGAACUUAAAACAUCCAUUAAACAAGUUUGUCAACGACGACAACACUAUCAUGGCCAGUGAAAUGCUCAAAGAUUUCCGAGAAAAAAUAAAGCACGUGAUUAGCUCACUACCAUAUGAUGUUACACUGGUCAGAAAGAAGAUGGGCUGUCCAGCUGUAACACUGCUCGUGAAGGAGAAUGGCAAGAACAUUUCUAUCGAUUUUGUCCCUAGUCUGGAAGUCCACUCAAGCUGGCCUGCUUUCACUCAGGAUGGCUUCAACAUAGAAAACUGGCUCGGCAAAAAAGUGAGGAUGGAGGAAAGACGGAAGCCAUUUUACUUGGUGCCUAAAUACGAGGGAAGAGGCAAUGCAGAGCAGGAUGGAAUUAUGGCCAAGGAUGCUUGGCGAAUUUCUUUCUCACACGUGGAGAAACAAAUCCUGAAAAACCACGGCAAAAGUAAAACCUGCUGCGAGGGAGGACAGAAGUGCUGCAGAAAAUCAUGUCUGAAACUUCUGAAAUACCUUUUGCAACGUCUGAAGGAUGUGCAUGUGGAUGAGGCGGACAAGCUCUGCUCAUACCAUGCCAAGACGGCACUGCUUCACGCAUGUGCUGCCAGAGUGGAGGACAGCGAGUGGGCAGAAAGUGAGCUCAGCCACUGCUUCCAGCAACUUCUCAGGGACUUCGAGCAAAAUUUGAGGGCCUGCAAACUUCCCAACUUCUUCAUCCCCUCCCAAAAUCUGCUCAAUGGCCUUAACAAGAAAAAAUGCGAGCGCCUAGCAGACUACAUUGAAAAUCAACGAAAUAACGGGUUUCCUUUACUGUGUUAAAUCAAGAGGCUCUGAGUCAAGAGUCCUAUACUUUGUGUGGUGGGAAGCAGUGUUGUAUAAAGUAUUAGAAAGCAAUACUUGAGUAAAAGUACAAUUAUCAUACUAGAAAAAGACUUUGGUUGAAAUGAAAGUCACCUUUUAGAAUACUACUCAAGUAAAAGUCUUAAAGUAUCUGAUAUUUACUGUACUUAAGUGUCAAAAGUCAUUUUCUGAUAUUUAAUGUACUUAAGUAUUUGAAGUAAAAGUAAAAUUUCAGUGAUUUUCGGAAGGCAUAAGAAGAAGAACGGGGCAUAGAAGCCUUUAUUAUCGUCACAUAUACAUUACAGCACAGUGGAAUUCAUUUCUUCACAUACCCCAACUGAUUCGCCAAACCUCCCUUAUUGCAGUCACACACAUUUCUUCUGAUUUUAUUUUGUAGUAACGAGUAACAAAGAUGCUUAGUGGAAAAUAACGGAGUAAAAGUAUACAUUUUAUCUAGGAAAUGUAGUGGAGUAAAAGUUGACAAAUUUAAAUAGCAAAGUAAAGAACAGAUCGUGAAAUUUCCACUUAAGUACAGUAAUGAAGUAUUUGUACAUUACAACACUGUUAGGAAGUAGGAGGAUUUUUUUUUCACGUUUUUUUUUCCAAAUUAAAAUGUUUUAAUAGAUAAAAGAUUAUGUGCAUGUCAUUACAAAUGCACUGUCUACACCCACUAAACUUCAAUACUAACCUUUUAAUACAUAGUACAACUCUACAAAUAUAUAAAGUCUCACUGGUCCCUCUACGGGGAGAGAGUUGUGUGAUAUCUAGAUAUUUUAUGCUUAUUUGAAGAAUAAAAAAAUAAAACACAAAGAACAACUUUCUUUAGAAAUGUCAUUUAAAUCAGAAAAAUAUUUAUUUUGGAUAUAUAAACAAUAACAAACUGAAAACAAUGUUCUUGUUCAACUCAAAUGUAAUUUUUCUUGAAAAAAUUUGGAACAAAAACUUCAGGCUGAAGACAGAUGAACUUGACUGGCCUCUUCUUUCUAGAAGCAGAAGAUAAAUGUUGAAUCUGGACAAAAAUGUCUGACUUAAAUGCAGCCUCUUUAUGAGAGUUAAUUGUAGACUAGGCUUAAAUUAACGAAUAUUGUAAAAGUAUCUCCAAAUUCUUUUUUUUAAAUUCAAUUCAAAUUAUUGAAUAUAUGGCAUUUUGAAAAUAUCCAACAGCUACUCUGUAUGUUACGGACAUCAGUCAGGAGAUCCUAUGUGCACUCGCCAAUACUCAGGUGGACCGUCUGCAUGUUCUUGAUCAAACAAAAUCUGUGCACACACACGUGUGUCUUUGUGGGGUGUUUGAGGGUCAAUAAUUAGGUAAAUCUGUGCUUCAAUGCAAAUAUCUUUGUUGUUCAAUAUGUUUGUAGAUAGAUUGAAGUUCAAAAGACAGACAGACAGAAAGUUAGUUACUUGGAAAAAGAUGGAUGAUAAACAAGUAGAAAUCAAGAUGGAACGGGUGACAAAUAGAUGGAGUAGAUGGGAAUUUUGGCCCCUUUAAGCAUUAUUAUUAUUUAUUACAAAUUCCCUGUUGUGGUUUGUCAAGCCAUUAUAAAUCUAUACAUUGUACCUUACAGAAACUUUCAUUUCUAAGGAAAUUCCCUGCUCCUUCCAAAGAAUGUCUUCUACAGAUAGUGGUUGUAUUUGCUGGCAGGCUGUUCACACGGAUGUUAUUCAGCCAAUUACAGCCAAUCAUACAAGGCUAAUCAGCCUUCUCACUCAGGUGCACAAAAAGAAACAAAUACAUUUCUGAAAUAAAAAAUUUUCCCUCAUGUAAAUUACUGUAUAAUCUAUUUACCAAUAAAUCAGUUCUUAUCCAGCUUGAUUAAAAUGUAGGUAUUUAUAAGCAUAAAGAUGUUUUAAAAAGUUAUAUUGCGUGCUAAAAGGUUUUCGAACACCACAACAUUAGUGCUUUGUUGCAAAAUAAUUAAUAAUUGCUGCCAAUUACAGCUGUUAUUUGUAACAGCAAUCCUGUUCACCUUUUUUGCACACUCCUCUUGGCAAGUUAUGUUCAGUUCCCCAAGUUUAUGAGGGUUCUGCUAAUGCUCAUGCAACUACAAAAUCCAUCAAUCUUCAAUGGGAUUAAAAACAGGAGUCAUUUCUUACAGUAAUGAUUUGUCGACAGACGAUAAAUUUUGUUUUAAAUAUGGUCCACCAGUUCAUUGUCUAUGGGGAAAAAAAAAUGCAUGCAAGAUGUUCUGGAAGGAUUUGUAAAAUUCAUUUUGCAUCAUUAGUGUGUUUUUUUAAUAGAGAAAGUACAGAAAUGUUUAUGGUGUUUACCAAAGAAUAAAAUUCAUUAUAAUUAC
Molecule: messenger RNA, 3892 nt
Organism: Tachysurus fulvidraco (yellow catfish)
Lineage: Eukaryota; Metazoa; Chordata; Actinopteri; Siluriformes; Bagridae
Gene: cgasa
Product: cyclic GMP-AMP synthase a
Exons: 5
Coding region: 27-1577 (516 amino acids)
Biological process (GO): negative regulation of double-strand break repair via homologous recombination; paracrine signaling; activation of innate immune response
Cellular component (GO): cytosol; nucleus; site of double-strand break
Molecular function (GO): double-stranded DNA binding; chromatin binding; 2',3'-cyclic GMP-AMP synthase activity
Source: RefSeq, a predicted model, not a curated record